AUGGCGGAGUCUAGCGGAGCCGGAGCCGGAGCCGGAGCCGGCGCCGGCGCCGGGAGCGAGACCGGGUCUGGAAGCGGAGCCGGGACUGAGGCCGAGCCGGGGCCAGGGCCCCCGAUCCGGGUCACCGUCAAGACCCCCAAGGACAAGGAGGAGAUCGUGAUCUGCGAUCGCGCUUCGGUGAAAGAGUUCAAAGAGGAGAUUUCCCGGAGGUUUAAGGCUCAACAAGACCAGCUUGUCCUGAUCUUCGCUGGCAAGAUUCUCAAAGAUGGAGACACAUUAAAUCAGCAUGGUAUCAAGGAUGGGCUCACUGUCCAUUUGGUGAUCAAGACCCCACAGAAGGCUCAAGAUCCUGCUGCUGCCACCACCACCACCACCGCUGCUGCUGCUGCCGCCAACACCACUGCUGCUACUGCUGCUUCCUCUGCCCCAGAUGCUGCUUCUGCACCAGCCCCCACAACAGCUUCCCCUGCUGCCCCGGCUCAGCCGUCCACCUCAAGCAGCACUACCCCUGACACUGCUAGUGGAAAUCGGAGGAACAGUGGAGGUGGUCCAACCCCAGGAGCUGGGGAUGGGCCUUCUAGUGGUCCUGCAUCCAUACUCUCUGGCUUUGGAGGCAUCCUAGGGCUGGGCAACCUAGGCCUUGGUUCAGCUAAUUUUAUGGAGCUACAACAGCAGAUGCAGAGGCAGCUGAUGUCUAAUCCCGAGAUGCUGUCCCAGAUCAUGGAGAACCCUCUUGUCCAAGACAUGAUGUCCAACCCUGACCUGAUGCGCCACAUGAUCAUGGCCAACCCACAGAUGCAGCAGCUCAUGGAGAGGAACCCAGAGAUCAGCCAUAUGCUCAAUAAUCCAGAGUUAAUGAGGCAGACCAUGGAACUGGCUCGAAACCCUGCCAUGAUGCAAGAAAUGAUGCGCAAUCAGGAUCGGGCCUUGAGCAACCUAGAGAGCAUCCCAGGGGGAUACAAUGCCUUGCGCCGCAUGUACACAGACAUCCAGGAGCCCAUGUUCAGUGCUGCUCGGGAACAGUUCGGCAACAAUCCCUUCUCCUCAUUGUCGGGAAACUCUGACAGCUCCUCCUCCCAACCUCUCCGGACUGAAAACCGGGAACCCCUCCCUAACCCCUGGAGCCCCUCAGCCCCCACUUCCCAGGCCCCAGGGCCCGCUGGGGAGGGCACCGGAGGCUCAGGGACCAGCCAGGUGCACCCAACAGUCUCCAACCCCUUUGGGAUCAAUGCAGCUAGCCUGGGGUCAGGGAUGUUUAAUAGCCCUGAGAUGCAAGGUCUUCUCCAGCAAAUUUCAGAGAAUCCCCAGUUAAUGCAAAACAUGAUCUCUGCCCCAUAUAUGCGAAGUAUGAUGCAGACUCUUGCCCAGAAUCCCGACUUUGCUGCUCAGAUGAUGGUGAAUGUCCCAUUGUUUGCAGGAAACCCCCAGCUGCAGGAGCAGCUCAGGCUCCAGCUCCCUGUCUUUUUACAGCAGAUGCAGAACCCAGACUCGCUGUCCAUUCUCACCAACCCCCGAGCCAUGCAGGCCCUGCUACAGAUUCAACAGGGGCUGCAGACGCUGCAGACGGAGGCCCCAGGGCUGGUGCCCAGCCUUGGCAACUUUGGGGCAGCCCGGAUCCCACCUACCCCUGCAGGAGGUAGCAGUGGCCCAGAGCCCUCCAUCACUUCCCCAUCCACGCCAGCUAGUGCCUCUCCAGGGGGAGGCACGGCCAGCCCCCAGCAGCAGCUGAUGCAACAGAUGAUUCAGCUUUUGGCUGGAGGAGGAAAUUCCCAGGUGCAGACACCAGAGAUUCGAUUUCAGCAACAGCUGGAGCAGCUCAACGCCAUGGGCUUCAUCAAUCGAGAGGCUAACCUGCAGGCCCUGAUUGCUACGGGUGGGGAUAUUAAUGCAGCUAUUGAGAGACUGCUGGGUUCUCAGCCCUCCUAAUCCCUGAGACCAUCCCCUCCACUACACCCCCCCAUCUGCAUAUGCACACCUAAACACUGACCUCCCCUACAUCGUUUGGUUCCUUUGACAGCUCCCCAAUCUCUCCAAAUCCAUAACCUCAUAACCUAUGACUCUUCACUCCUGUCUCUCUGGUCUUCAAGUCUCUUCAAACAGCAAGGGGAGAAGCAUUUGGGGCAUGGCAACCUAACCCCAUAGCUCUGUCUUGAGUCUCUUGGUUCUAAUUGUACAUCUUUCCUCCAUUCUGCCCCGCCUGACCUUUAGCAAGAAAUAUUUAAGCAAUUUUGACCUUUUUUUUUUUCCAGAUUUCCCAACUCCAUCCCUGACUGCUCCCACAUUCUCCAUAACCCACAUUUACAGAACUGAGUCAUAGAAUGGCUUGAUUGAUCUGGCUUAAUGUAUCAGGGAAUAUUGGUCUGCCCCUUUGAUUACGGAAUCUUUUUGUUUUUGUUUCUGGCCAUACCCCAGCUUUCUUAUGAGAGCUCUUUAAUGACACUCCCCAUUAGCCCUUUUUCCUAGAUCCCUCCUCCCUAAUGAAGGAUUGUUAAGUUUCUGUGCUUCCAAAGGAGAAGGCAGUCUGUUUAAGACUCUCCCCCCCUUCCCCCUACUCCUAUUCUGGACCCUGUUUAUGGGCGCAGCCCUUUCUUGGGGUCUUUGGAGAGGAAAGGAAAAAUUGUUUCCCUGUUUGGCAAGAGAGAUGGCUCACUCAGGAUACAGAGAUAAAGAGGGAUGAUCUUGCCAGAUAUCAGAGCUGCAAACUUGGAGAGGGGUCUGGUGUUGGGGGCAAUGAAGCUUCCUGAAGAGAGAGUGGAUGUCCCACUGUUAGAACAGGUGAGAAUGGGUAAAGAAUCAAGCUAGAAAAAGCCAGCAGCCAUAGAGGCAAAUUAUAAUUUGCUAGAUUGGGGUGAAGAGUGAAUCUUGGAGAAGGGACUUAUAAAUUCUAAUUAGGGAUUGAAAUUAGAAGGUAUUAGAAAGAGGGGUAAUUCUCAAUACCCAUUAUAGUCCCUAUUGACUACAUAACCCUCAAGCACAGAAUGUUGAUGCCCCCUUCCCUUUCACUUCCCCACCUCACUCCCGCCUGACAGACACAAACACAUUCUCCAUGUGCUCAAGGCCACCAGGGGCUUGUCCAGGUCUGAAGUGACCAGUGCCUUUGGCCCUGCCCUGGGAACAAGAGUUUGUCCCAGGAGGAGGUGGGAUUUUUUUUUCCUGCCCCUCGGGGAUGUUACAAGAGGGAGGGUCCUAUGUUCUAGUUUCAGAACCAUCUUCCCCAAAAAGAAAUGGGGGUUUGCCAGUCUGGGGGUGGGAUGGGAAUAGCUGGUAUGCAGAAGUCUUGAUGCCGAAUAAGGAUGAGCAUGCCCUUUUGAAAAGGGGCAGGGAUAUCACCCAACCAUCCCUUCCCCCUCCACACAUACAUAUAUACACAUGUACAUAAUUACUCCAACUCUCUGAAUACUGGUAAGUGCUUUGAGAUCAUAGGAUAGAAGAGGGAUGGGGGCCCUCAGCCUCUGAAUCCUGAACCUAUGCCUUUCUUACCUCUGUAUUCACCCCCCCCCCCCCCCCAAGUUCUUCCUUUUGUCCUCUAUGCCAGAAAAUCCUAUUUGAAGGAGGAAGUGGUAACAAAGUCAUUUUUUGAGCCAGGGUUGGAGACCAAGAUAGUUGAGAACAGGUACCUCAUCCCUACCCUGUCCUUCCAAUCCCAUGUAAAUAAAUGGCGUGAUCUUUGUCGUGA
Messenger RNA from Sarcophilus harrisii (Tasmanian devil), 3676 nucleotides. RefSeq names its product ubiquilin 4 (gene UBQLN4). Gene Ontology annotation, molecular function: polyubiquitin modification-dependent protein binding. Gene Ontology annotation, cellular component: cytosol. Gene Ontology annotation, biological process: ubiquitin-dependent protein catabolic process. The coding region runs from base 1 to 1926 and encodes 641 amino acids. The transcript is spliced from 11 exons. NCBI's taxonomy places the organism in Eukaryota, Metazoa, Chordata, Mammalia, Dasyuromorphia, Dasyuridae. The record is from RefSeq and is a predicted model, not a curated record.